Trichoderma harzianum CBS 226.95 is the source of this 1293-nucleotide messenger RNA. RefSeq lists its product as hypothetical. Gene Ontology annotation, biological process: regulation of DNA-templated transcription. NCBI's taxonomy places the organism in Eukaryota, Fungi, Ascomycota, Sordariomycetes, Hypocreales, Hypocreaceae. Bases 1 to 1293 code for a protein of 430 amino acids. The record is from RefSeq and is a predicted model, not a curated record. Gene Ontology annotation, molecular function: zinc ion binding; DNA-binding transcription factor activity, RNA polymerase II-specific. The transcript has a single exon.
AUGGAUUCUUUAAUAAGCAAAGACUCCAGUUCUAACCCCGAUCGGAUUCCCGCAAUGCGGCGAAGAGCCUGUAUUCCCUGCACCAGUUCAAAGCGCCGCUGCGACAUGACCCGCCCGUCCUGCGAGCGAUGCUUGGACAAACAGGUCGCAUGUCGAUAUUCGUCGGCUCGUCUCUAUGCUCGCCGAGGCAUUAAAUCGAAGCCCAGCGGAGUUACGGAGCCAGAGGCGUCCCUCAACUCUCCGUUCUCCGCCUUGUUCGAGAGUGGCGACGAUGAGUGUGAUGAAAGUUAUAACGGUGGAAACUACCAUAGGAGCGAUGGUGCCACCAAUUCUUCGGAUUCACCCGCUUGGUUUCUCCAAGCUGAGCACUGGGUCAUUCACUACCAUGAGGAUCGUCCAAGCCCGCCUCCCUACGUCCGCAGCUCAGCAGUACGGCAGUACAUUCUCUGUGUGAAGAAAUGGCUUCAACAGUGGGUUGAGUGCGGCCAUUGCCCCAUGAUACACAAAUCCCUGUUUGCCGACACGAAGCUGCCGCCAUGUCUUCAAGAUGCAUAUGCCGCUCUGGCAGUGUACAGUUUCAAGAACGACAAAAACGAGGAUGUCGUAAUGCAACACAUCGAGGACAAAGCCAAUUCACUCUUGGAAGAGCAUUCUGCCCAUCAAGACCUCCUCAUUGACCCAUUUGUUCCCUCAUGUUCACUCACAACUGUUCAACACCUCGCCAGGGUUCUCGCCUUGAUCAUAUACCAGUUCAUCCGCCUCUUUGACGGCAAUAUCCGUCAUCGAGCCCAGGCUGAAAAAUAUAUUCCCUUGUUAAAAUCAUGGACGUGUCAGCUGUGGAGCUCAGUCAACAUCGACGUUACCGUACAAAACACCUUCGGCGGCGAUUAUCUCAUCAGUCAAGAAAACGCUGAUGCAACCGUCAAGCUGUGGCGGACCUGGCUCCUGAUGGAGAGUGUGCGCCGCGCCUGGAAAGUGAGCGCCUAUAUGAGGUGCAUAUACUAUGUCUUCCGCGAUGGGACUGCGCCAUGUGAGGGCACCAUUGAUUUUACGGCUCGGCGGGGGCUGUGGGAUGCCACUUCUGCCCCAAUGUGGAGGCGUUUGCUUGAGCAAAAGGAUCCUUUGUUUGCUGUGCCGUUUGAAUCUGCUUGGCUGCUCGACGCCACGACCCCAAAGGAUAUUGAUGUCUUUGGGUUGGCUACUAUGAGUAUCUCGGUGGAUUCAGACAAGUUGGAUUCGUGGAUUGCGAAUUCUUCGGAUAUGCAUUUGGAAGGUUUAUUAAUGGCUACGUGA